AUGUCGGAAUACAAGGUGGAGUAUGAUUCUGAGCUGGAUUCCUUCCAGCUCUACCACCGAUACGAAGAACCCCAACCGAACCUAGACUGGAAGCGCGCCGCUCUCAGCGGGCCUGCGCUUCCGGCGCUGGGUAAUGCCGUCGCGGGUGCAGUCGGCUCCGCACUCUCGAACGUCGCUACGUAUCCGUUGAGUUUGAUCGUUACGCGAUUGCAGACGCAGAAGGUCAGAAAGGGUACAGAGUCGGAGUCGGGGUCGGACGCCGAAUAUACCAGCGUCAUUGACGCAGCUCGCAAGAUCUACGCCGAGGAAGGCAUCGCCAGUUUUUACACCGGUCUAGCGCAAGAUACGAUAAAAUCCGUUGCGGAUUCGUUUCUCUUCUUCCUUGCGUACGAGUUCUUUCGCCAGCGGAGGAUACGUGCUCGGUUUGGGAAUACGCGCCGGAGCAAACAUACGGUUUUACCGGUGCUGGAUGAGUUAGCGGUGGGGGUCCUGGCAGGGGCGUUUGCGAAGUUGUUUACGACGCCGUUGGCGAAUAUUGUGGCAAGGAAGCAGGCGGCGAAGGCUUCUGUUGAUGGCGGUACCAGGGAGAUUGCUGCGCGGAUUAGGGCUGAGAAGGGACUACGGGGGUUUUGGUCUGGAUAUUCGGCGUCGUUGAUACUGACGCUUAAUCCGUCGAUUACGUUUUUCUUGAACGCUGUGUUGAAGUAUGCCUUGUUGCCGAGGAAUCAGCGGCAGAAGAGACCGUCUGCUGUGGCGACGUUCUUCUUGGCGGCGGUCAGCAAGUCGAUUGCCUCGUCGGUGACUUAUCCGUUUUCGAUGGCGAAGACGCGGGCGCAAGUUGCGGGGAGUCAGACUACGGUGACUGCUGAUGGGGAGAAGAAGAAGGAGGAUGAAGGGGUGUCGUUGAUGCCGGCGAUUGUCAGUAAUGUGGUUGCGAUUGCGCGCACUGAAGGUGUUGCUGCGCUUUAUGCCGGGCUACCCGGGGAGGUGCUCAAGGGCUUCUUCUCGCAUGGGUUUACGAUGCUCGCGAAGGAUGCGGUGUAUUCGGCUAUUGUGAAGAGUUAUUAUCUUUUGUUGAUUGCGCUUCGGAGGUAUCCUACGCCGGAGGAGCUGCUUCAGCGGGCUCGCGAACAGGCGGAGGAGUUUGCUGAUGCUGCCCGUGAGGGUGCUCGUGAUUUGGCAGAGCGAACGCGGAGUGGCACGGAGGAAGUCCUGAGUCACCAGGCUGGGGGUGUGACGGUCGAUAUGACUUCGAGUGAUUUGGCAGAUUCGAAUGAGACGGCGGAGAUGGUGGGGGAUUAUGUCGAGGAUGAUGGUAGUGCGAAGAGUUUGUAUCAUUGGUUUUGGGAGAAGGAGGGAUAUGGCAAGGACUGA
Messenger RNA from Aspergillus niger, 1374 nucleotides. RefSeq lists its product as uncharacterized. The record is from RefSeq and is a predicted model, not a curated record. Bases 1 to 1374 code for a protein of 457 amino acids. The transcript has 2 exons. Lineage: Eukaryota; Fungi; Ascomycota; Eurotiomycetes; Eurotiales; Aspergillaceae.